Messenger RNA from Mugil cephalus (flathead mullet), 4829 nucleotides. It is a transcript of the gene spns2, whose product is annotated as spinster homolog 2 (Drosophila). The transcript has 12 exons. Gene Ontology annotation, cellular component: membrane. Gene Ontology annotation, molecular function: transmembrane transporter activity; sphingolipid intramembrane carrier activity. The coding region runs from base 129 to 1382 and encodes 417 amino acids. Gene Ontology annotation, biological process: lipid transport; sphingosine-1-phosphate receptor signaling pathway; transmembrane transport. The record is from RefSeq and is a predicted model, not a curated record. Lineage: Eukaryota; Metazoa; Chordata; Actinopteri; Mugiliformes; Mugilidae.
UGCAGAGCGCGGUGGUAAAGCUCUUUCAGAGAGCUGGACCUGCAGGGAGCAGUCAUCAGAGUCAUUUAGCAUUACACAAUAGACCUGCAGCACUUAGUCGCAUAAAUGCUCGCGAUGGGGGCUGCAGAAUGGGAGGGAAAGAAGGAAAUGCAGGCAACGAGCGGGAGAACGUCUUCAUCUGCAGCUUCAUGGUGGCAGCUCCCAUCUUCGGUUACCUGGGCGACCGCUUCAACAGAAAGGUCAUCCUGAGCUGUGGCAUUUUCUUCUGGUCCAUUGUUACUCUGUCGAGCUCCUUCAUCAGCAAAGAGUACUACUGGCUAUUUGUGCUCUCCAGGGGACUAGUGGGCAUCGGAGAAUCCAGCUACUCCUCCAUCUCUCCCACCAUCAUAGGAGACCUGUUCACUAAUAACAGCCGCACCAUGAUGCUCUCUGUCUUCUACCUGGCCAUCCCCCUGGGAAGUGGGCUGGGUUACAUCCUGGGUGCAAGUGCCAAGGUGGCUGCAGGAGACUGGCACUGGGCAUUAAGGGUGUCCCCGUUCUUAGGGAUCACCGCAGGAAUUCUGAUCCUGCUGUUUGUGCCUGAGCCAAAGAGAGGCAGCGCCGACCACAUAGGAGGACGCAACAGGACCCGCACCUCCUGGGUCUGUGACAUGAAAGCCCUCGCCAAGAAUCGCAGCUACGUGUUCUCCUCCUUGGCAUCGUCAGCAGUGUCCUUUGCCACAGGUGCAUUUGGUAUGUGGAUUCCUUUGUACCUGGCCAGAGCCCAAGUGGUGCAAAAGACGGCAGAGGCAUGCACAAAAGAGAUUUGCAGCAGCACCGACAGCCUAAUCUUUGGGGCGAUCACCUGUGUGACGGGGCUGUUAGGCGUGGUCAUCGGGGCCGCCACUACACGCCUAGCCCGCCAGAAGACGGAACGAGCCGACCCGCUGGUGUGCGCUGUCAGCAUGCUCGGCUCAGCAAUCUUCAUCUGCCUCAUCUUCGUGGUGGCCAAGAAGAGCAUUGUGGGAGCUUAUGUUUGCAUCUUUAUCGGAGAGACGCUGCUCUUCCUGAACUGGGCCAUAACAGCAGACAUUUUAAUGUUCGUCGUCAUCCCCACGCGGAGAGCGACAGCGGUCGCCUUUCAAAGCUUCACCUCUCAUCUACUGGGUGAUGCGGGAAGUCCAUACCUGAUAGGCCUGGUCUCCGACGCCCUUCAGCAGAGGUAUGCUACAUCAGCGCUGUGGCAGUUCCUCAGUUUGGGCUAUGCCCUCAUGCUCUGUCCCUUCAUCAUCGUCCUGGGGGGCAUGUUUUUCCUGGCCACUGCACUGUUUUUCCUGGACGACAGGGAGAAGGCAGACAAACAGUUGAACCAGCUUCGACCACCUUCCGCCAUUAAGGUAUGACCAGGUGACAAGCCAAUGAGGAGCUUUGAAGGCACAACCAAACUGAAUGAGGACGACAAUGUGGUGAUAAAAAGCUAGGGCAGCUCCUUUGAAACCAAGCUCUUGUCCUCCUCCUUGCUGUCACCUCCAUGAUCGUCCUCCUCCUCCUCCUCUUCCUCCUCACGACUCCUCCUGCUGCUCUUCCUUUUUACACUAUCAUCGAGGCUACUCAGAACUGGAAUAAGGGAGCGUCUUGCCCCUCCUUGAACUGCCUCUAAAUCACAGGCUGAUGAGAAGGUGCUCGGCUGUGUGCUGAAGCCAUCGUCUAGACGGCCAGUGUCCUCCUCACCUCUGUCUGCGAGGAUCCACUGAACCUUCCGGGGAGGAUGUGAGGUGGCAAAGUCUCCCCCCGCCUGUAACCCCUCUGAACUCCCGAUGCCAUACUACUGAAUGCUGACCAUGAACCUGCCCUGUCUGUCUGCCUGUCUGUCGAACGGCCUGUCUCUGACAUGUCUGCCUGUCUGUCUCUUACAUCGGCUGUCAAUCUGCACCAAGUGCCAUAGCGUCAUUACAUUCCUUCAGACUUUGCACUGACCACAAACAACCCUCAUGCUUCAUCACUGGCUAUGUUUACAUGCACACGAUAGUUCAGCUUCUGAAUAUGCGAGCGCUUUAAUUUGGUGGCGUACGCGUAUUUUCUGCUGGAGGCUAGAAGCGGUAUAAUUUGUAAACUGCGCCCAUAACGCUUCUUUUGGUAUCUGUUGCUCCCCUGCAAAUUUUCCACAAUUUAUCCAGCCCUGGCUUUCCCCGCUCAGAGUCUGUAAACAGAAAGGAGCUGUGAAAUUAAAGUUAUGUGGAGUAAGUGAUGCAACAGCAGCAAAGUGUGCUGCAGGAAUACAAUUCUCCAUGUUAUUUGUCUGUUCAAACAAGCCUCUGGUAAUCUGAGCGGCAUCUGAUUACACUCCAAAUCCUAAUCUCAGUAUUCUCAGCAUACCCAUUGAACAUAAAUCUAGCGUUUACAUGAUAAAUGCGGUAUUCCUAUGAUUAAAAUCGUGCUGUGCAUGUAAACAUAUCAGUCAAGAAAGAGCCAAAAAAUGUUACUGUCUAAAGGUCAGUGGAUCAGCCUUAAGAUUUGGAUUUUUCACAUCUACAGAUGUUUCCGUUGACGCCCAUGUGUUUGUAUUUUUAGCUUUUAGCACUUAAAUUAGCGUAGACAGUGCCAGAGAACACAACAGAGACGAGAGACUUCUGCACAUUAUUUAUCGCAAGGGUUCUUGUGAUUUUUAUCUUCUUUAUUUGUUUCUAUGUGAUGCUUGAUUUGAAACUGGAGGUUGCUGCCUAUGAUUGUUUCAGAAGGAUGAUGACAUGAAGGUCAUUAUAAGAAAACACUGGAUUAUAUAUUUUAUAAUUUAUUAUACACCUUUCCCAAAAGUAAAUAAUAUGCUACUCUUUUUACCUAAAAGGAGUGUCAUAUUUGUUUUGUGUUCAUGAGAAGCAAUACGAAAAAAAAUGUAGAGGGAACCAACAAUUUUUUUAUCCACACUGCCUUAUCAGUGAGCUGGGUUUCCCUUUACACAUGUAGCUCUCUGAUGGUUGGUUUUGAAUUUCUGGACACAACGCCCACACAGAGACGGAGUCGCUUUUAAUGAUGGAUUCCAGUCCAGUCCUCACUGGUUACAAUAACAGGCUUUGUCAAAAGAGACCUUUCCUCCGUGCAAUUGCAGAUAUCCCAUUUCACGAUAAGCAGAAAGGACCUUAGAAAGGAGCCGGAGAUGCAGUCAUCAGUUUAUUAUGAAGGGAAUCAAAAUCCCAGGCAGGGACAGGAAAUCCUCCAGCCUCAGGUUAGACUGAUGGCGAGUUCUUAUCACUGGUAACAGAUAAGCGAGGAAUCCCCCUUUGAAAGUAGCCUGUCCUCAGAUAUCGUUGCCAUAGCCGAUAAAACGAUAAAUACUUCUGGAAUACACAACAAUGAGCCCAACUGUCAGACAACUAAGAAUCUGAUCCCACCACUCGCAUUUAUUAGAGUAUCAUAUUGUAAUUAUGCAAAUGCAAUGCAACCCCCCUCAGUAAGCUAGUUGUUUGUAUAUGCUAAGAUUUAAUUAAUUACAAGCUAUCUUGAAGGAUGCUUUCUGUAGAAUAUGAAGUGCUGAGUGUAAUUUUACUGAAACCUUGAAGCCACUAAUGGAUUCAAAGGUUUUAAAGAUGUGUGCAUAGAGGUAAAAAAGCACUUUGCAGACCUCCGACAACACACAGAAGGAGGAGGAGGAUGGACUGACCUUAGCAGAGGAAUGAAAGGGGACGUUGAGGUGGAUCUUGUAGCAGAGAUGUGCGAGCAUGACUCACUGGUUGUGUGUGGGGUGCUGUGUGGGCUGUGUCCUUGUUGCCAGAUCAUUAGCUUUAGCUUCUCUCCAACUGUGUGGAGCUCUCUGAAUGUGAUUCUGUCCAACCUGAUGUGUUUACACACCUUCAUCUUCUUAAUGAACUAAGCUUCUUACCUUCCUUUUAUCAAGUGUAUUUCUUUUUUAAUGUUACCAAAUGAGUUUUUUAAUAACUACAGUAGAGAGAAAUAUAUAUAUAUAUAAAUAUAUAUAGCUAUAUCACGCAGCAACUUUAAUAUAUUGUAAAUGAUGGCUUGGAUGCAAUGUAUUUAUUUGUUUGUUACCAUAAUGAAGAAUAAUCAGUAUAAAGGGAAGUUUAAGGUUUGAGUAUGCUACACUUUGUGUCAGUGGGUUUUAAAAUGCCUGUUUGUUCAUCGUUUUGUUUCACGGUGAAAGAACACGAGAGCUUUUUUUUACGUCACUGAGAUUCAUUCUGUUUACUGUGAUCGUCAAUUGGACAUCCUAGACAUAUACACACACAAAAAAGAAAAGAAAUGUGAUGGUUUCAAGACGCCGUAUUGGUCUCAUUGUUAGGAAUGUGAUACCCUUGCAUUCAUUUUUGUAGCUCUUGUAUGUGUUUUUCUUUGUCUUUGUUUUAGAGCAACUGAUCAAACCAUUUUGCACACGUAACGUUCAGGGAUUUAUUUGAACCUCAGCCUAGCAGCAGCGUCACAGCCUCCGUUGCAGAGGUCUGUCGCUUCAUGCUCACUCCAAGUGUCAUCUAUCAUCAGAAGGGAUGUUGGCUCGGGUCAGAUGGGUCAUGAAUAGAGUUUCACUUUUGCCAAAAUUAUGUUGAUUUAGCACCAAUCCUUUAGUCUGUUGUAUUGAAUAAUUCUGUUAAUAAUCACUGAGGUGAUGUAUUGAUAUGUGCUAUUUCUUGUCAUACAAGAAUCCUGUAUAAAGAAACCUAUUUCUGAUGUUAGCAGAAAACAGAGGUUAUUUUUAUUUUUAGAGCAAGUCAAUACAAGAGAAGUGUCUGAGAAAUCAAAGGAUAUUAUUCUAGAACUGAACUGUGAUGCUCCCGUGGGGGGUUGAUAGAAGAUGUACAGUACAUGUCUGUAAAGCAAAUAAACCUAUUUAAUCACUUCAA